This is a messenger RNA of Aspergillus oryzae RIB40, 867 nucleotides long. RefSeq lists its product as uncharacterized. Gene Ontology annotation, molecular function: ATP binding; protein serine/threonine kinase activity. Bases 1 to 867 code for a protein of 288 amino acids. Gene Ontology annotation, cellular component: cytoplasm; nucleus. The record is from RefSeq and is a predicted model, not a curated record. The transcript has a single exon. Gene Ontology annotation, biological process: protein phosphorylation; intracellular signal transduction. NCBI's taxonomy places the organism in Eukaryota, Fungi, Ascomycota, Eurotiomycetes, Eurotiales, Aspergillaceae.
AUGAGUGUCUCCGAUGCAAAGAAGGAAUCAUGGCUUAGCCUGUUUCAACUUGAGGUAGCACGGGCAAUAGCCGCACAGCUUGUGAUUGCAGUUCAGUAUAUCCACUCACAGGGGUUUGUCCAUGGUGACUUACACCGAGGAAAUCUGCUUUUUCUACCAUCUCGCGAAUUUACUGAACUAUCUACUGAAGCAAUAUAUAAGGAAUAUGGUGAGCCAGAAUUCGAGCCAGUCAAUCGCUUAGAUGGCCAAAAGCUGCCGCCAGCAGGGGUACCCGAAUAUGGUGUAGUACCUAUCUGGCCUGGAGAAGCAAGCGAAAAUAUAACUCUUCCAGAAUCAAGAAUCCUACUGUCAGACUUUGGUGAAGCAUUUUCUCCAGCGCAAGAAGACAAGUUCGAGUCUCAUACACCUCUUCUGAUCCGUCCCCCAGAAGCUCGAUUCGAACCUACAAAGCCUCUUACUUUCUCAUCCGAUAUCUGGUCACUUGCAUGCACUAUUCGGGAUAUUAUUGCCCAGAAAACAUUAUUCGAAGGGAUCAUGACAGACGAGGAUGAUAUGACUUGUCAGCAGAUUGGGCUACUUGGCCCGUUACCGACCGAAUGGCAGGAAAAGCAUGGAGAAUCAAUUCACCAGUCCAAAUACCUAAAUCGAUCAUUAGAAGACCGCUUCAAAAAUACCGUGCAGCAAGCGCGUAUCGAGGCAAGGAUGCCGAGUUUUAAGUCAGAUGAACAAUAUGCUCUUUUGUCGAUGUUACACUCGAUGCUUUGCUUUCAACCGGAACAUCGUCCAUCUGCUCAGCAGGUUCUUGAGUCUGAAUGGAUGGUGAAAUGGGCUCUGCCGGAGUGUGAAAAGAUCCGCAACAGUCAAUAA